AUGGCACGCUUAACAAAAAGACGGCAGGCGGACACAAAAGCUAUCCAGCACCUUUGGGCAGCCAUUGAGAUUAUACGGAAUCAGAAGCAAAUUGCCAACAUUGACCGUAUUACAAAGUACAUGUCUCGAGUCCACGGUAUGCAUCCAAAGGAGACCACUCGUCAGUUGAGCUUGGCUGUGAAAGAUGGUCUCAUUGUGGAGACGCUGACAGUGGGCUGCAAAGGCUCCAAAGCUGGUAUCGAACAGGAAGGAUAUUGGUUACCAGGCGACGAAAUUGACUGGGAAACAGAAAAUCAUGACUGGUAUUGUUUUGAAUGCCAUUUGCCUGGAGAGGUGUUGAUAUGUGACCUGUGUUUUCGUGUGUAUCAUUCCAAGUGUUUGUCUGAUGAGUACAGGCUUAGAGACAGCAGUAGUCACUGGCAGUGCCCAGUUUGCAGGAGCAUCAAGAAGAAAAACACCAACAAGCAGGAGAUGAGCACGUACCUCAGGUUCAUCGUCUCCCGCAUGAAGGAGAGGGCUAUUGACCUUAAUAAAAAGGGGAAGGACAACAAACACCCCAUGUACCGGCGACUGGUGCACUCGGCGGUGGAUGUCCCUGCCAUACAGGAGAAAGUGAACGAAGGGAAAUACCGAAGUUACGAAGAGUUCAAAGCUGACGCUCAGUUGCUUCUCCACAACACAGUCAUUUUCUAUGGAGCAGACAGUGAGCAAGCUGACAUAGCACGGAUGCUCUAUAAAGACACCUGUCAUGAGUUGGAUGAACUACAGCUUUGUAAGAAUUGCUUCUAUUUAUCAAAUGCUCGUCCUGACAAUUGGUUCUGCUAUCCUUGUAUACCUAAUCAUGAGCUGGUUUGGGCUAAAAUGAAAGGUUUUGGAUUCUGGCCGGCCAAAGUCAUGCAGAAAGAGGACAAUCAGGUUGAUGUCCGCUUCUUCGGUCACCAUCACCAGAGGGCCUGGAUUCCUUCUGAAAACAUACAGGACAUCACAGUCAAUGUUCACCGGCUGCAUGUUAAGCGCAGUAUGGGCUGGAAGAAGGCUUGUGACGAACUGGAGCUGCACCAGCGCUUCCUCCGCGAAGGGAGGUUUUGGAAGUCCAAGAAUGAGGAUCGAGGGGAGGAGGAGGCAGAGUCCAGCAUCUCCUCCACCAGCAAUGAGCAGCUAAAGGUCACUCAAGAACCAAGAGCAAAGAAAGGACGACGUAAUCAAAGUGUGGAACCCAAAAAAGAAGAACCAGAGCCUGAAACGGAAGCUGUAAGUUCCAGCCAGGAAAUCCCCACUAUGCCUCAGCCAAUUGAAAAAGUUUCUGUGUCAACUCAGACAAAGAAGUUAAGUGCCUCUUCCCCAAGAAUGCUGCAUCGAAGCACCCAGACCACCAGUGAUGGAGUGUGUCAAAGCAUGUGCCAUGACAAGUACACCAAAAUUUUCAAUGACUUUAAAGACCGAAUGAAGUCUGAUCACAAGCGAGAAACUGAAAGAGUUGUACGAGAAGCUUUAGAAAAGCUGCGUUCUGAAAUGGAAGAAGAAAAAAGACAAGCUGUAAAUAAAGCUGUAGCCAAUAUGCAGGGUGAGAUGGACAGAAAAUGUAAGCAAGUAAAGGAAAAGUGUAAAGAAGAAUUUGUAGAGGAAAUCAAGAAGCUAGCAACACAGCACAAACAACUAAUUUCUCAGACCAAGAAGAAGCAGUGGUGCUACAACUGUGAGGAGGAGGCCAUGUACCACUGCUGCUGGAACACAUCAUACUGCUCCAUCAAGUGUCAGCAGGAGCACUGGCAUGCGGAGCACAAGCGCACCUGUCGCCGGAAAAGAUGA
This is a messenger RNA of Rangifer tarandus platyrhynchus (Svalbard reindeer), 1809 nucleotides long. The record is from the annotation of a GenBank genome assembly. Lineage: Eukaryota; Metazoa; Chordata; Mammalia; Artiodactyla; Cervidae.